GUUCAGUAUUCAGUCCUCAGUUCGCGUUCGCUUCGGUUCAGUUUUAGUUUCUGUUUCAGUUCGCAUUCAGUUUGUCAACGCGUCGCAUGCGUGUUCUUUCGGGCAGUCGCAUUCCCCAUCGCCGUAGUGAAUAUUUUUCGGGAAAUUUCAACCCAAACCGAGCUGAAGAAGUGCUGUGCACCCUGGCUAGAGUGAGCUGUGUGUGAAGUGUAUUACUGGAAUAUUCAGUUGAAAAUUUUCGCUGUGAAAAACAAGAAAACAUAAAAGAAAACUCCCUCCCAGGAACAUGCCGUCCAACCGUUCAACAGGCUGCCUGAUGCUGGCUGUUUUUUGCAUGCUGCUCUGCCUCAAUGCAGCUUCUGGGGUCCUCCGCUGCUGGCGUUGCUCGACGGACGUCUCGAACGGGGAGUUCUGCAACGAUCCCUUCCAGCCGGACAGCAUCUCGGAGCAGCAGCGCUACUGGAGCUACGUGAACUGCACCUACUCGGUGGGCGUCAAGUCGGUGAAUGCGCGUCCCGUGUGCAAGAAACUGGUGCAGGAAGUGUACGGCAAGCGGGUGAUUUCACGCUCAUGUUUUUACGAGGAUAUGGACGAUCCGGCAGACAAGUGCGCGAUGGACCAGACCUCGUCCUACAUCAAGACCGUCUACUGCCGCACCUGCACCACGGACGGCUGCAACGGAUCCGGGGGCAUAUCGCCGCUGAUGGCUCUCCUGCUGCUGCCCCUGCUGGCGGCCCUGAGGCAGCUGGUAUGCAAAUGAGAACCCCAGGAACCGUCUAUGUUCUGGGAGGCGGACUUAAUUACGGAUGUGCGAACUGAAUUUCCAGCCAUUAGAAGAUUUUCAGAAUUUGCGCAUAUUUGGGUUGCCCGGAACUAAGGGAAUUUCUUCAUCGAGUUUUUAGUCACUAUGCCACAUGCAACACACAUACCACACACAGAUUCACAAAUGCACGCAGACGUAGAGAGUAGGGAGAGAGAUGUAUCUGUAUCUCCAGCACAUCAAGUCACAUUCGUCAUCAUCAAGGACUGAAUCAUGUACAAUACAUGUCACUUGGUCACCCUCUCAAUCAAUCAAUCCCAACUAUUGUAUACACCUCGAAUCGCAUCACACACACUCUCACACAAACACCAACA
Messenger RNA from Drosophila pseudoobscura, 1134 nucleotides. RefSeq lists its product as uncharacterized. The transcript is spliced from 3 exons. Gene Ontology annotation, biological process: positive regulation of voltage-gated potassium channel activity; regulation of synaptic transmission, cholinergic; sleep. NCBI's taxonomy places the organism in Eukaryota, Metazoa, Arthropoda, Insecta, Diptera, Drosophilidae. The record is from RefSeq and is a predicted model, not a curated record. Bases 287 to 760 code for a protein of 157 amino acids.